AUGUCUCAUACUCAACCAUCACCUACCGCGGGUGUAGCUCCUCACCAUGCGGCAGCGCAUCUCGCACAUGCGCAAGCGCAGGCACAAGCCAAUGGUCAUAUGUCCGCGCUCCCUGUUCAAGGUCAAAAGGGAGUCCCUGCUCUCACAACCGCACAGAAGAUCGCCACACUCAAUGAACAAGUCUGGCUUCAAAUAGGAAGCUUGACCGAAUUGAUGGGCGACCUGGAGGGUGCGAUGAAUGCCUAUGAGCAGGCCCUGCGUCACAACCAGUGGUCUAUCUCAGCCAUGAACGCCAUUUCAUGCAUCCUACGGACAAAAGAGCAGUUUCCCAAAGCGAUUGAGUAUUUGCAAAAUAUUUUGAAGUUGGAUCCGAGCAAUGGAGAGACUUGGGGUAGCUUGGGCCACUGCCAUCUUAUGAUGGAUAAUCUGCAAGAGGCAUACACCUCUUACCAGCAAGCCCUGUACCACUUGCGUGAUCCCAAGGAACCCAAGCUGUGGUAUGGAAUUGGUAUCUUGUAUGAUCGCUAUGGUUCUCUGGAUCAUGCGGAAGAGGCUUUCUCGCAAGUGAUGCGCAUGGCGCCCGAUUUCGAGAAGGCCAAUGAGAUCUACUUCCGCCUAGGAAUCAUAUACAAGCAGCAGCAGAAGUUUAAUCAAAGUUUGGAGUGCUUCAAAUAUAUCGUUAGCGAUCCCCCGCGUCCUCUGACCGAAGAAGACAUCUGGUUCCAGAUUGGCCAUGUUCACGAGCAACAGAAAGACUUUGAGUCUGCUCAAUCUGCCUAUCAGCGCGUCCUUGAGCGGGAUCCAAAUCACGCGAAAGUUCUCCAGCAACUUGGAUGGCUCUACCACCAGCAGAGCAAUGCAUUCCAAAGCCAGGAAAAAGCCAUCCAGUUUUUGGAGAAGUCUGUCAAUGCUGAUAACAAUGACGCUCAAAGUUGGUAUCUCCUCGGUCGUUGCUACAUGUCCAUGGCGAAAUACCCCAAGGCGUAUGAAGCCUACCAGCAAGCGGUCUAUCGCGAUGGUCGCAACCCUACCUUCUGGUGCUCGAUUGGUGUUCUUUACUACCAGAUCAACCAAUACCGCGAUGCUCUGGAUGCCUACUCUCGUGCCAUCCGCCUGAACCCUUACAUUUCGGAAGUUUGGUACGACCUAGGCACUCUGUACGAAUCCUGCAACAACCAGAUCGCCGAUGCCCUGGAUGCAUACGGACGUGCCGCAGACCUUGAUCCGAGCAACGUUCACAUCAAAGCUCGUUUGCAGCUGCUUCAGAGUCAGUUGUCUGCUGGCACAGCUGGACAACAGCCGCCCACUGCCCCCGCGCCUCAGCCGCAGGAUGUUCAUCCUCAGGCUUACCAGGCACCCGGCGUUGGUGCACCUCCAGCUCCUCAAUGGGGUGCCCCAGCCCCCAUCGGUCCCCCUCCACAGGCUCCUGCUCCCCCAAGACAGAUUCCUGACUGGAACCGUGGUAUCAACGAGCUUCAGUCUCAGAGCCAAGGUCCCCCAUCCAACGGUCUUGACCAACGCGAUGCUCGGAUCCCCGGUGCGCCCGCUCAAAGUCCCCGACAGGAGGCAGGUCGGGCCUUCCCGGAUCCCCGUGGCGCGCCUCGCUCGCCAAAGAUGGGUGAUCCCAAUGCCUACCCACCGCCUCACACCUUGCCCCAGCUCGGAAAUGCUCCUGCUCCAGGCCACGAACGCGCCCCUAGCGGCGGCAAUACCUUUGGUGCCCCGCGAGGUGCUAUGCCGACUGGCCUGCCCGUCGCUCCUCCUGGUCCUCCUGGUCCUCCCGGUCCCAAUGGCGGUGCUCCUCCUUACCAGAAUCGUCCUUUCAGUCCUGCUCCUGAAAUUCGCCCUAUUCGCGAUGAGCGUCCCUCUUCCCCAGGCUCAGGAUACCCUCUCCAACAGUUCCACCCCGGUCCUACCCUCCCCCCACAAGUUCCAGGCGGUAAUUCCAUCGCCUCCGGUGCUCCGGCCCCUCCUUCAGCUGCUACUGCUGCUGAGGCUGCCGCCCGUGAUCGCGAAGAUCGCCCCCCAUCUGCCAUGAAGCGCGGCCGCGAAUGGGAGGCUGAUACUGGUCCAGUCAAGAAGCAUGAAAAUCAAGAGAGCCGUGCUCGUCUGGAUGACCAGACUAGCCGCCGCCCAAGCCCACCCGCUCGUUUGCCUUCUCCUGGUGAGAUGGAACGACGGAGCUCCUCGGAGGCCCGCCGCGAGGACGCCCGUCGUGCCAAUGAGAACUAUCACCCCUCAGAGGCUGCUCACCACCCUCCUACUCUGCCUUCCAUUCAAGACAUGCCUCCCCGCCCUUCUGCUGGUCCCAGUCUUCCUCCGAUGGCUGAGGGCGCUGCCCCGCCAGCUAACGCUCCCCCCUCUGCACCUCCUUCCGCCAACACCCCAGUCAAGGAAGAAGCUCCUCGCCCUGAGGCUCCCCCUGCUCAUGAGCCACCCGCGCGCAAGAUGGACGUCGAUGAAGACUAUGAUGAUGAAGUUGAGGAAGAGAAGAAGGCUGUUGCUGCUUCCAAGGGUAGCCCCAACGGCAGCGCUGCUGGCAACUCCGCUAAUGGUGCCGGCAAUGCCCGUGCCAAUCGUCCUCCCACCACCUCGACGACUAACGAUAACAGGGUCAAGAUGAGUCACCGGAAGUUCGAAGCGCCUCGUCACGGCUCCCUUGCCUACCUCCCGCGCAAGCGCGCUGCCCGCCACCGUGGUAAGGUUAAGAGCUUCCCCAAGGAUGAUGCCAAGAAGCCCGUCCACCUUACUGCCUCCAUGGGCUACAAGGCUGGUAUGACCACUGUCGUCCGUGACCUUGACCGUCCCGGUGCCAAGAUGCACAAGAAGGAGAUUGUCGAGGCCGUCACCGUCAUCGAGACCCCUCCUCUCGUUGCCGUUGGUGUCGUCGGUUACAUCGAGACUCCCCGUGGUCUCCGCUCCCUCACCACCGUCUGGGCUGAGCACCUGAGCGAUGAGGUCAAGCGUCGCUUCUACAAGAACUGGUACAAGUCCAAGAAGAAGGCCUUCACCAAGUACGCCAAGUCCCACGCCGAGAGCUCCGGUGCCUCCAUCACCCGCGAGCUUGAGCGCAUCCAGAAGUACUGCACUGUCGUCCGUGUGCUCGCCCACACCCAGAUCCGCCAGACUCCCAUCAAGCAGAAGAAGGCCCACCUUAUGGAGAUCCAGGUCAACGGUGGCUCCGUCUCCGACAAGGUCGACUUCGCCCGCAACCUCUUCGAGAAGACCAUCGAUAUCGAUUCCAUCUUCGAGAAGGACGAGAUGAUUGAUGUCAUCGCCGUCACCAAGGGUCACGGUUUCUCCGGUGUCACCUCCCGUUGGGGUACCACCAAGCUGCCCCGCAAGACUCACAAGGGUCUGCGUAAGGUCGCCUGUAUUGGUGCUUGGCACCCUAACCACGUCCAGUGGACUGUGGCCCGUGCCGGUCAGGACGGUUACCACCACCGUACCUCUUGCAACCACAAGAUCUUCCGCAUUGGCAAGGGUUCCGAUGAGGGUAACGCCUCCACCGAGUUCGACAUCUCCAAGAAGCAGAUCACCCCCAUGGGUGGCUUUGUUCACUACGGUGAGGUCAAGAACGACUUCGUCAUGGUCAAGGGCUCCGUUCCCGGUGUCAAGAAGCGUGUUAUGACUCUGCGCAAGACUCUGUACCCCCAGACCUCCCGCCGAGCCACCGAGAAGGUCGAGCUCAAGUGGAUCGAUACCUCCUCCAAGUUCGGUCACGGUGCUUUCCAGACCUUCGAGGAGAAGAAGGCCUUCAUGGGUACCCUCAAGAAGGACCUUGUGGAGACUGUUUAA
Messenger RNA from Penicillium griseofulvum, 3798 nucleotides. RefSeq names its product 60S ribosomal uL3 domain-containing protein. Gene Ontology annotation, molecular function: structural constituent of ribosome; RNA binding; protein binding. The record is from RefSeq and is a predicted model, not a curated record. Gene Ontology annotation, biological process: translation; ribosomal large subunit assembly. The transcript has 12 exons. Gene Ontology annotation, cellular component: cytosolic large ribosomal subunit; ribosome. Lineage: Eukaryota; Fungi; Ascomycota; Eurotiomycetes; Eurotiales; Aspergillaceae. Bases 1 to 3798 code for a protein of 1265 amino acids.